AUGACGGCAGGCACGUCAGGUGUGUUAGUUGAUGAUCAUGUGCUCGAAAUCCUGCGAAAAGCAAAAGUUGAACAGUUUUCGAAUCGAUUCAUUUUUCAACUUCAAGUUAGACGAUUUGAUCAUUUUGCACAAGUACGGGAUAAAGAUAUGAUUGUGAGUGUUUCCAUAUUUUCGAAAUAUCAAAAAAAUAUAUAUUUUUCAGAGCAUUGGACUUCAACCAGCACAAGUAAAAGAUCUCAGAGAUCAGAUUCAAAAAAUGUCCAGAGAAUUAUGGAAUCGAAGCGACCCAAAACAGGUCAUAUGUUUUUCAUUAAUUAAUUUUCAAUUAAAUUAUCGAACAUUUCAAUUAAUCAUGAAUUCUCUAAAUUUUCCAGGUGUACAUCGCAUCUGAUGCAACUAGCAAUUCACAAGUCUCAACAGAUGAUCGGGCUGUAAUUCCAAACUCCCAGGUUAGUAAAAGUGCACACGUACUUUUAAAGUUUAUCCAAACUUUAUAGGUGAAACUAUUUGAAAAAUUGGGAGAAGGCAGUUUUGCAGUUGUGAAAAGAGGAAUAUGGAUGCAAAAUGAGACAAAGAAGAUUGAUGUGGCAGUGAAGAUUUUGAGGGAUGCUUCGCCGACAGUUAUGGAAGAUUUGAAGGUAAAUUGAAAUAUCAGAGCUUCUUUUAGAAAUAUUUGGUUUUCUAGGCCAUAUUUGUUUUCUUCCAAUAGUACAUAUUUAGAAUACAAUUAUUUCAGAUCGAAGCUGGACAUUUACUGAAACUGCAACACCCGGCUCUUAUCCGCCUUUAUGGAUAUUGCCAACAACCAGCAAUGAUGGUUUUCGAGUUGUGCGAAGGCGGAAGUCUUCUUGAUCGUCUGCGAACUGAUGAUAAACCAAUUGUCUUGGUUACCCAAUUAUUGGAUUAUUCUGUACAAAUCGCCAAGGCUUUUCAAUUUCUCGAAUCCAAACAUCGUGUUCAUCGCGAUCUUGCCGCUAGAAACAUACUUUUGUCAAAAGAUGAACAGGUUAGUUGAAUUUUUUUUGUCAUAUGAAAAACUCAAAUGAAUUCAUUUCAGGUGGUGAAAAUUUGUGAUUUUGGAUUAAUGCGAAGUCUUGCCGAUAAUCAACAGAUGUAUACAAUGAGUCCGGAAAAGAAGGUUCCAUUUGCUUGGUGUGCCCCAGAAUCACUAAAACAUCGCAAGUUUUCGCAUGCCUCAGAUGUUUGGUCGUAUGGAGUUCUACUUUGGGAACUGUUCACAUAUGGAGAAGAGCCUUGGACUGGAUCACGAGCAAUUGAAGUGAUGAAAUUGAUUGAAAGUGGAGAACGAUUAGAGAAACCCAAAUAUUGUUCAACCAAAAUCUAUCAAAUAAUGCAAAAUUGCUGGAAACACUCACCAGAUCAACGUUGUAAAUUCAACACAAUUCGCGAAGAUCUUAAAGCUGCAUCGUUUUUGAAUUGCAUUGUCCGUGAGCCAUUCAGCACUACUCAACCCGGUUAUUUGAAACUGGCGAUUCGUGAUGAGGUCAUAAUAAUUGAGAACGAGUGAGUCAUAUACAUAUUUGUUUAACCAAUUUGCAUAAUAUUGUUUACAGAUCAAACUCCGACUAUUAUGGACAAAGUCGAAAAACACACAAUUUUGGAAUAUUUCCCAGCACUAAUGUAUUUGUACAAUCGAAUACUGCCGCAACAUCUGUUCCGAUUACACCACAGGUAAUAAUAGAUUAUCCAACUGGUUUCGUUUUUUUUGUUUUUAUUUUUUCAUAUUGAGAAACAAUAUUUUUUGUUUUUGUUUUCAGAAAAUACCUGCAAUUACACCUGUAAAAAUAACACCAGCACCUCCUCAACAAAAACCUAAAAUGGCUCCCACGACUACCACCAAUUCAAAAGCUACACCAACAGCAGGAAGUUCAAGAAUAUCAAUGCCCGUCGCAGGUAUGUACUUUAAUUUAAAUUGUACUUCAAAUUCCCUCUGUACCCUUUGUUUUAAGGUUCGUUUAUUCAUACUGGACAUGGUGAUCCAUUAGGAAAUUCUUGGGGAAAUCCAUCGACAAUUGAUGCGGUAUAUUUGAAAAAUCCUGUGAAAGGUGUACCUUUGUCUAGGUUUGUGACAAACAAUUCUUACCCAUAUUUCCCCUUAUGUAUGAAUCUUUAUUUUAGAUCGAAUGGUGUUCAAAUAAUUGCAAGUAAAUCGGAUAUCAAUAACAGUGAGUUAUUUCAACCCUUGUCUUACUGUAAUUUACUAACCUAACCCUUUUAUGUCUAGUUUCGUCAUCUCACCCGUCGACAUCGCUUUCUCUCCAACUUGAUGAUGAUUUUGAAAGAGCAUUUAAUGAUAGUUUCUCACCAUCGGCUAUUGAGUAUCCAAGAGACAUCGGUAUAUUUUUUUUUGUAUUUUUGGAUUUAGUUUCAGUCUCUGAUUUCAUUCCUUGAUCAACAAAAAAAAUAUAAUUCCAGGUCACACUAGUGAUAUUUCGAUUCGCGGAGAUUAUGGAAUAAAUUUGACAAAUGCGUCAACUUCGGCAAAUGUUUUCGAAAAACAUAUACCACAACCUGCCCUGAUUCCAACAAAAGCUGAUACAGUUCGCUUGCCGCCGCCAGUUGAAACAAUUCAGAUUAUCAAGCCAAAAACUGAUAUCAAUUUCAAUCAACCUCGACAUGCAUCUUCAUCAGCAUCCAGAUUAGAUGCGAUGGUUCCAACACCAGCACCAACAAUCAUUAAGAAUCAAUCGAAUGGACAUUUACCUCAAAAUCUAGCUAAUGAGUUGAAGGUUCGAAUUGAAUCCGAUGCUGCCAGACCUCGCCCAGUUUCAGUUAUCGGAUCAGCAAAUGUUCCUAGUUUCCAACAACCUACUCGACCCGUUUCGGUGUUUCACGCCCCAUCAAAUGUUCCAUUACAACCCACACAAAUACCAUGCUUGGUGCCCACACCAAUCAAUAACACGGUGAAUAUGCAAAAAACACUGAAUCAAGAGCUCAAAGUUAAUUUGACACGAAGAGCCACGGAAAUCACAACUUCAAAACCAACAAGAUCGCAAUCUACUUCAGCGCAACCAGUUAUUCCGCAGCCAACAAUCCCGCAACAACAAAUCCAACCAGCACCGAAAGCAGUAAUUUCGCAACCAGAAAUCAAACAACAACAAAUCCAACCGACACCAAAGCCAGUCAUGGCUCCACCAAACUUUGAUGCUCCUGUAGCUCCAAAAUCGGAUAAGGUUGUUAUAAGAAAAUCAUCCGAAAAUCCAGCACUAUCACAAGAUGAGCGAAGAUCAAAAAUAAUAUCACAAGUCAGUGAUUGGCUUCCGGCGCCAAGUCCAUUGUUGCUUGGAGCAAAUACAACACCUCCCACAAUUGUUGCGCCAACCAAACCUACUCAUAUUACAACUUUAACUCCAGCUCCAGCAGUUGCCCCAACUCCGGUUCCAGCUCCAGUGGUCAAGAAAAUUUCAGAGCCUGUUUUAUCGAACACAGUAUUACAACCAACCGUUUUGCCAUCAGCCAGAACCAAAUCAACUGUCGAUCCACCAACUGUGCAACAAGAAAAGGCAAGUUAUUUUCAAUGAAACAAAUAAAAUCAAUAUUUUAUAGCGUGCCCCAGUUCAAGCUCCACCACAAGUACCAUUGUUCAACAUAACAAAUUCAAGCACACCACAUGUUUACCCAAGUGUAUAUCCAAAUUAUAGCAAUGGUUAUGGGAUCAAUAAUGGAUACGCGUUUUCUAGUAUGUUUUAUUUAUUGAAAUAUAAUUCAAAAUUAUUUUUUCCAGAUUACAAUUCGUAUUACAAUCCAUAUGGAAACCCUUCAAUGAUGCGACCAAUUACUAUGGGACCAACAAUUCUUCCAAGCCUCCCUUCAUCGGAAAACCAGGCUUCAACAUCAAAUAUGAUAACCCAGCCGCUUGGAGAAUCUGACAUCGCUGAACUUUUGGGACGACCAAGAUCUACAUCAGUAGCCGCAGUCGCAACACCAAAACCCCUUUCAGAUUUAUCACAGAAAAUGGAGGUGUUGUAUAAAGAGGCAAAUUUUACACAGUAAGUUUUUGUUAAAGGUGUUGUUGACCUUUUUUAUGUUUGUACAUAUGAGAUAACAUUUUUAUGCAUGUUCCAUAUUUUGAUACUGAUCUAGGUAGUUAAAAUUGGGAAAAAUAAACAAAGGAGAAGUUGAAACGCGUUCCAUAUGCAUUGCACUUUCUCACAUCAGAUAAAAAUGAAAUUUUUUGGAAAUUUAAAAUUUAUCAUUAACUAGAAGUAAACCAUAAAACAAUAGGGUUCAUCGUUGCAAAAAACCUAUAUCAAUAAUACUUUAUUCCAAACCCUUCAACUCCAACUUUUUUUCAGCCGCGGAAAUUGUGAUGCAAUGGUUGCUCGUUGUAAUGGAGACGUGGAACUUGCGCUUAAACGUCUGAAACAAGCACAACUCGUCGAAAUUGGAGUCGCUGAAAAUGUCGAAAAAGCUCGAACUGCUCUAGAAGCCCGGAAUUAUGAUCUCGCUGCUGCCGCAAAUCUUCUCCUCGGUUAA
Molecule: messenger RNA, 4497 nt
Organism: Caenorhabditis angaria
Lineage: Eukaryota; Metazoa; Nematoda; Chromadorea; Rhabditida; Rhabditidae
Source: the annotation of a GenBank genome assembly